Mobula hypostoma (lesser devil ray) is the source of this 3372-nucleotide messenger RNA. It is a transcript of the gene c25h1orf174, whose product is annotated as chromosome 25 C1orf174 homolog. NCBI's taxonomy places the organism in Eukaryota, Metazoa, Chordata, Chondrichthyes, Myliobatiformes, Myliobatidae. The transcript is spliced from 5 exons. The record is from RefSeq and is a predicted model, not a curated record. Bases 143 to 1057 code for a protein of 304 amino acids.
UUUCCUUUGCCGAGUGGGUUGCGACUUGACUAUGUUUUGUCUUGAGCCUCAGCGGCGCUGAAAGUUCCAAUGCUUUUUGUGACCCACUUUGGAGCGAUUUCGAGAACGCAGGCAGAAGCAUACAUCAAAUUUUUAAUCUAAAAUGAAGACUAAACAGGUUGGAGUCCGGCGUUCUGCACGUCUUCGGAAUAAGGUGCUUUGUACUGCAGCUUCAAGCACCUCGCAACAGAACAUCAAGGCUGUCAGCUCGACACAGAAAACACCCAGGACUUCAUACGAAACUGUGCUUUCAUUGAAUAAAUCAGAUUCCAGCACAAGUAAUCAUCCCUCAAAAAAGCAGAAAUGUGAAAGAGUGGAAGUACAGACAGAAGAGGAAGCUCCAGUUACUGAGCAGGAACUAGAAGAUACCGCUGUCAUUCUUCCUCACAAACCUUCACACAAAUCAAUAGAAGAGAAUGAGAAGCCAGUUAUUCAUGAAGUAUACACUGAAGUGAAUGCAGCGGCCCAGGAAAACCAGACACCUUCUACAGUCAGCUCAGAGUGGAGAGAGACAGAAAAGCAUGGAGACCAUGCCACUGAAACGGAAGAAAUGGACAAUAAUAAUCAUCUGCUAACAGAAAUAUCCAUGAAGUCAGUGUUAGAAAACAAGGAAGACGUUGAAAAGACAGAAAGCCCAGAUAGUGAUAUAGAAAGGAAAGAUACUAUGGAGAUUGAUCAAUCACCAGGCACCUCAUUCAAAAUAGAUAACAGCAUUUUCCUGGACGAGGAUAGCAAUCAACCAAUGCCUGUGGGCAAAUUCUUUGGAAAUGUGGAGAUUAUGCAAGAUCUUCCACAAUCAGUACCACUGCUGGAUUCUGUCACCAGGCGAGAGUAUAGGAGACGUCACUUCAUUGCAAAAGAUGAAGAGGAUGAAGAACCAGAAGACAGGAUAGCAGAAAAAACAGAAGUGAAGCCACAAGUGUCAUCUCCAUCGGAAGAUGAGGUGCCAGCGGAAACUGAAACAAAAAUGAAUCCUGUUUUGCAAAAUGCAUCAGACAUGAUGGAUAAGUGUUUGUGAUGAUCUUGUAAAAACACAAAUGGAAACUGUUAACCAGUAAAGUCAAGCCAAAGAAUGUCCAUCUGAUUGUACACCUAAUUAUCGCAGAGUCGAACUUGUCUCGAAGCAACAUGGUAGUUGACCAGCUGUUACAUUUUGAUUACUCAUCAUAAAUCUGUGUUUUUUCAGAUUUGACAUUUUUGGUUUAGUUAUUUUGCCCACAUUCUGUUUGUUUAAUUCUGUAACUUUCUUCUGUAAUCGGUAACUUAAAUUUGCACUUAAAGCACCCCUGGCCUUUACUUACACUUCUAUUAAUAGACCAGUGAAUCAAAAUAGUGAUGGCUGGUGUUAAAGUUGGAAGUGGAAGUAAACAUCGGGUUAAGUUUGGCACUUGUGCAGAGCCUUUACCAAUGUUGGCUUGAAAUGGCGUCAGAUCUGCUACUUAAAAUCAUAACUGCAAUUCAAAGCAGAAGCUAACCUAUUCAUUUAAGCAGUUUUAUAGUGUUUCUCAGGGUUGGGGGUGGGUGAGAAGAACACAGAAGAAAUCACUUUAAGUUGAGAAUAUCAAGCUUAAUAUUGCAUUAUAAACUGGAAGUGGACUGAAAUUUUAUCAUGCUUGGAAAUGUAUUCUUUUGCCCAAAUUUUAAUAGGUUGUAUUAAUUACACAUCCACUCACUUUUAGAACGUUGUAUGCUUCAGUUUAUACAUAAUAGUUUAGGGAAGGUUUAUAACUCAUUGUAAAUUGUACUUAAUUUCAGUAUUGUGGAAAUAUCAGUGCCUUUGUAAAGGCAGGGAAAAGUUGCAAUCAAUGUCAGAUAAAGUGAAAGGACAACUUUCCCAAUAUAACUAUCAGAGAGUACUAGAACAAAGCAACAGCAAGAAUAAUUACAGAAAUUUCAACCAGCAGUCCUCUCCCUGUCUGAGUCCAUUCGUACUUUAAUAUGAAGAAUAAAAAGACUAUUUUCCGUCUCAUGGUGUCAUUUAUUAAUAUGAUAGGUGUUCAAUGACAAAAGAAGAAAUGCUAAUUCUUUUCCAGAAUAUUUUUGAUCAUGGUAGAGAAGGCUACAACUGAAAUCGUAUUAUCCUACUUAAGUUUAUCAGUGAUCCUCUGUCUUUCUGUAAGCACGUUGGUCAUUUUUGUUUGUUUAAUAAAAUUGAGAUGAUUUUGUAUUAUAUAGCUUUACCAGAUUUACCAUGCAGUAAAGGGGGAAGAUAAGUGGAACUGCUUACUUCUUGAAUAUCUGUUCCUUUUGAAGGGACAAAAUCCACUUUUCCAAGUAACAUUUAUAGGUAAUGCUGCCUCAAUCAUUAGUGUUCUGCCAAUGCCAUUUGAAACUCCUCCGUGGAAGUUCUGCAAGAGUUUGGUUCUACCUCCCUCUGGGCUUCGUGCCAUUCUUCAUUCUGCUUCCCAAGUGGAAUUAAUGAAAACAUUAUUGGGGAAAUUAAUGUCUCCUUUCCAUUAUAAAUACAAUGCUCAAAGCCAUGAUUCAUUAUCUAGUAUUGUAUUCGUGAAAUCUGUUAAACAAUUCAAUGAUAGAACCUCAUCUUCAAUAAUUUGUUUCAUUAAUGAAUCCCAUUCUGAAAUACAAAUAAUAACAGAUUACAAACUUUGCACAGAAAUACCAGUAUUUUUCAGCAUGUGUAUCUAAGCCUUGAGACCUCUAUGAAAAUGUGGAAGUGCCAUAAACAUUCCCCAAUAAUGUUUUCAUUAAUUCUCAUGGAAAUCCAAGAGCACAGCUGGAUGUUACUUAAAAUGACCAAUAACCUAUCGGGAUCUACUGGGAAAAUCCACUCAGGAUACAGUAUUAGUAUUGUUGAGCAUAUGAAUUUUAAGUGGGGUUGUAGGAAUUCAAAUAAGAAAGUAAAAAGGUGUUUUUGAAUAAUUUCUGUUCAUUUUGCCUUUUUAAAAGAAAUUAGUCUUUCAGUUUAUUCUUACUUCUUUCUGAAACAGUGAAAAAGUAUUUACAGCUUCGAUAUUUGAUCCUGGAGCAGGAUCGCACCAGCUUUCAGAGGAGCUCUGCAAGUAGGGCUUCCUCUGGCCAUGUUAUUUCUCAUCCUUCACACUCGAGAUCUGCCACCAUUCAGCUCUGUGUUGCUCGUCUCUGGGAUUGUCCGUCUGAGCAAGAUCAACUGUUUGGCAUUGAUGUAUGUAAGUUUGGGCAGUGGGUCCAUAGCGGUAAAAGCUAGCCCAGUGCCUUAUUUAAACCAAAGGCCUGAAUGAAAAAAAAGUUUUGUUUUCAAUCUAUUCACAUUUGAGUAGAACAUUGUAUGUACAGGAAAGUUAACAAUCAGCUGAUGUGCUAUGAAGGUGUAAUUUGGAAAUAAUAAAUCUUUCA